Messenger RNA from Penicillium soppii, 1569 nucleotides. Its product is annotated as putative GABA permease. Gene Ontology annotation, molecular function: transmembrane transporter activity. The record is from RefSeq and is a predicted model, not a curated record. Bases 1 to 1569 code for a protein of 522 amino acids. NCBI's taxonomy places the organism in Eukaryota, Fungi, Ascomycota, Eurotiomycetes, Eurotiales, Aspergillaceae. Gene Ontology annotation, cellular component: membrane. The transcript is spliced from 5 exons. Gene Ontology annotation, biological process: transmembrane transport.
AUGGCUUCUAAAACCUCGGGGUUGGAAUUGCAGGAUACCGAGCUUCAACUUAUGGAUCGCGAUGUCACAGGCUCCAAACUUGGAACGGUUGUUGACGACCAUGAUAUGCAGCGUAUGGGAAAAGCCCAGGAGCUCAAGAGAAAUCUGCGCCCUGUAGCUGCUUUGAGUUUUGCAUCGGUAUUGCAAGCGACGUGGGAGUUUGUUCUCAUUUCUAACUAUGAAGGGUUAUACAACGGAGGUUUGCCAGGUCUGUUCUACUCUUAUCUAUGGACAUUCAUUGGAUUUGGGUUCAUUAUUGCCUCCAUUUCUGAAAUGGCCUCUAUGGCACCCACAUCUGGCGGACAGUACCAUUGGGUCUCUGAGUGGUCUUCUCCCCGGUAUCAAAAGUUUCUCAGUUAUAUCACAGGCUGGAUGUCGGUACUAGCCUGGCAAGCUGGAGCAGCUUCCGGCUCGUUUCUCACUGGCACUAUCAUCCAGGGACUAAUCAGCGUGCGAAACCCGGAUUAUGAGCCCCAAAACUGGCAAGGCACGCUAUUCGUCUUUGCCAUGGUAUUGCUGAUCUACAUCUUCAAUGUAUACGCAUCCGAUAUGAUGCCGAUCCUGAACAACCUCUUGAUGAUUCUCCACGUUUUGUCGUGGACAGUCAUUCUGAUCGUUCUCUGGACCUUGGCCCCUCACCAAUCUGCCGAAGCGGUCUUUGUUACGCACUGGAAGAAUCUCGGAGGAUGGUCUACGAUGGGAAUAAGUGUGAUGAUCGGACAAAUAUCGGCCAUCUACGGGUCCUUGAGCUCCGAUGCAACCGCCCACAUGUCGGAGGAGGUCAAGGAUGCAGCUCGAAAUGUGCCUAUUGCUAUUGCCUGGGGCUACUUUAGCAACGGUAUCAUGGCUAUUGUUUUGAUCAUCACGUAUCUCUUUGCCACGCCAUCGGUGGAAGACUCCCUAAAUGACCCCACGGGAUUUCCGUUCCUCUACGUCUUUCAGAAAGCCACCUCUACAGCAGGGGUAAACGGACUCACAGCAAUCAUCCUAAUACCCGUAAUCUUCAGCAACAUUCUCUUCAACGCCUCGACCUCCCGGCAAACCUUUGCGUUCGCGCGAGACAAGGGACUCCCAUUUGCCAAGUGGAUUGGCAAAGUCGACACAGACCGGAAGAUCCCCGUCAACGCCAUUGGGCUCUCUUGUAUCAUCAGCUGCGCGUUGUCCCUCAUCAACAUCGGCUCCGAGACCGCGUUCAACGCUAUCAUUUCUCUCAACGUCGCCGCUCUGAUGUAUACCUACAUCAUCUCGAUUAGCUGCGUGAUCUAUCGCAAAAUCUGGCACCCUAAUACUCUUCCACCUCGACGAUGGGAUAUGGGUCGAUGGGGAUUGUCUGUCAAUAUCAUUGGACUGCUGUAUUGCUGCUUCGCGCUCUUUUGGUCCUUGUGGCCCAGUGAUGUCCAUAUCACAUUGGAAAACUUCAACUGGAGUGUGGUCAUCUUCCUGGGAGUUUUCUUUAUCAGCCUUGGGAUGUAUUUCGUGAAAGGGCGGAGAGAGUACGUUGGUCCAUCGGUGAUUGUGCAGAAAGAUUGA